AUGAAUUUUGUAUCUGUGUUCCCUGUGAGCCUCUGGCUAAUUGCAGCGGGCGCUUUCGCUAUCUAUCAUGCCAUCCGUGCUAUCUAUUUGAUCUUCUUCAGUCCGCUGGCCGCUUUUCCAGGUUCACCAUGGGCCGCUUUGGGAGAAUACUGGGAAGCCUAUUGGAAUAUCGGGCUCAGCCCCGGCCACAAAGGACAGACGUUGUUUAAGCUCGAAGAGAUGCAUAAGCGCCUAGGACCUGCAUUGCGCAUGGGUCCUAAUGAGGUGCAUAUCUACGACCCAGCUUUCUACCACGAGCUGUACCGACCGGGUAGUCGGUACUACAAAGACCCCUCGAUGCACAAGGUUCUCGGAGCGCCGUCGAGCACGCUGGCCGAGAGUGACCCAGUGCGACAUAAGCAGCGAAAGGCGCCACUAGAGCCUCUGUUCUCUAAAAAGAACAUACUUAGCCUCGAGCCAAUGCUGAUGAAGCAUGUUGACCACUGCUCACAGCGAUUUGACGAGACCUUCGCUCAGGGAAAGCCUGUCUCAAUGGAAUGGGCGUUGAAGUCUCUGGCAAUGGAUAUGGUUUCUCAAUUUGCCUUCGGUCAAUCCCUCGACGCCCUUUCUGAUCCAGAGUUCAAGUCGCUCCCUGUACGUGUCUUCCAGCAAUUUCUACCUAGUCUACAUGUGAUAAAAGCUUUUCCUUUUGUGCGACUGCUCAGCUCGCUGCCUUUGUGGAUUGCGAAAAGAAUCUCACAUUCUGUUGAGAUGGGCCACGAGUUGGAACAGUUUGCAACUCGCCGCAUCGACGAGUAUAUCGCCGCGGCAGCAGCGGGGAAAACCCCUACCUUCCCCACACUCAUGGAGCGUAUGCUCAUUCCCCUUCCCGAGAAGGGCUAUGUAGUCCCUGAUAAACAAGGUCUUCGUGACGAGCUUCUUACUGUGAUCUCCGCUGGGGAUGACACCACCGGAAUUGCCAACACAGUCACCCUCUUCAAUAUCUUCAAUGAUCGUACAAUACAUGACCGUCUGCUGGCGGAGCUGAAAACUCUUAUGCCGAAGCCUAAUUCCCAUGUCUCAUAUCUUCAGCUUGAGGCACUGCCAUAUCUGACAGCCGUGAUAAAAGAGGGCCUCAGAUACUCCUCUCCCGCAGCCUCCCGCACUCCCCGUCUCGUUCCCCCAGGCGGUGUCCGCCUUCCGGACGGUCGCUUCAUCCCAGCGGGAACCCGGGUCGGGAUGGCCAUCUACCAUAUCCACUACAAUGAGACAAUCUUCGAGAAUCCCCGCGUGUUUGAUCCACAGCGUUGGCUGCAAGGGCCAGAGGUGGCGGCGGAGAGAGCUAAGUUCCUGGUCCCGUUUUCACGAGGGAGUCGGUCUUGUCUGGGAAUAAAUCUUGCGUAUAUGGAGAUGUACAUGGCCAUCGCGUAUAUUGUGCGCCGAUUCGAUUUGGACCUCGUAGGGACAAUUGUGGAGGAUAUGAAAUGGGAUGAUAUGGUUGUGCCGCAGUUCCAUGGAGAGUUCCUGGCGUUGACUAAACGGCGGCAGGAUUAG
This is a messenger RNA of Penicillium vulpinum, 1533 nucleotides long. RefSeq names its product cytochrome P450. NCBI's taxonomy places the organism in Eukaryota, Fungi, Ascomycota, Eurotiomycetes, Eurotiales, Aspergillaceae. The coding region runs from base 1 to 1533 and encodes 510 amino acids. The record is from RefSeq and is a predicted model, not a curated record. Gene Ontology annotation, molecular function: monooxygenase activity; oxidoreductase activity, acting on paired donors, with incorporation or reduction of molecular oxygen; iron ion binding. The transcript has 6 exons.